Molecule: messenger RNA, 642 nt
Organism: Iphiclides podalirius (scarce swallowtail)
Lineage: Eukaryota; Metazoa; Arthropoda; Insecta; Lepidoptera; Papilionidae
Source: the annotation of a GenBank genome assembly
AUGUCUGAAACUUACGAAUAUUUGUUUAAAUUUUUAGUAAUAGGAAGUGCAGGAACAGGAAAAUCGAGUCUUCUUAAUAAUUUUAUCGGAAAUAAAUUCAAAGAAGACAGAUGUCACACUAUUGGUGUGGAGUUUGGGUCUAAAAUUGUAAACAUUGGUGGGAAAUCAACAAAACUACAAAUAUGGGAUACUGCUGGUCAGGAGAGAUUUCGCUCCGUUACCCGAUCAUAUUACCGUGGAGCAGCUGGAGCGUUAUUAGUUUAUGAUAUAACGUCCAGAGACUCUUUCAACGCUCUUUCUAACUGGCUUAGAGAUGCUCGAACAUUGGCUAGCCCAAAUAUUGUUAUUUUGCUAGUAGGUAACAAAAAAGAUAUAGAAGAAUCUCGGGAGGUAACAUUCUCAGAAGCCAGUCAGUUUGCACAGGAAAAUGAAUUAAUGUUUCUUGAGACUAGUGCUAAAACUGGAGAAAAUGUUGAGGAGGCUUUUUUAAAAUGCUCAAAAACUAUACUUGCAAAGAUUGAGACGGGUGACUUGGACCCUGAAAGGAUAGGAUCAGGCAUUCAAUAUGGAACUGGUACUUCUAAAAGGUUGACAACAACUAAGAAACCUGCGCGAGCACCAUCUGAUUGUGCUUGUAGAGUU